Messenger RNA from Caretta caretta (loggerhead turtle), 515 nucleotides. Lineage: Eukaryota; Metazoa; Chordata; Testudines; Cheloniidae. The record is from RefSeq and is a predicted model, not a curated record.
GCUGCUCAUCUUCGGCGGGUUCGUGGCCGUGGUGGGGGCGGCGUUUUAUCCCAUCUACUUCCGGCCGCUGCUGCAGGUGGAGCAAUACAUAACUACUUAGCAAGAAACCUCCAGGAGAGGAGUUCUCUUCUUUCAAAUGAAGUGCUUUGAAGAAAAGGCUUCGUGGUGAUAGGUUCCAUGGGUGGUGGUUGUGGCUGUAUUCAGUUAGCUUGACAGUUCGGGCAGGAUGGGUCACCAGCAGCUCUACUGGAGCCAGGGCUGCCGCUCGUGCUGCCUGUGCUCGAACCGCCACGGCCUGAUCCGCAAGUGCAGGCUGAACAUGUGCAGGCAGUGUUUCUGCCAGUGUGCCAAGGACAUCGGCUUCAUCAAGUUGGACUAAACACUUCUUAAGUAGAUGAGCUGUCACAAGAAGACUUCUGGACAUAAUUCUCUGCCUAAUUUGGAUAACUGGGAAUGCUAAAUUUACCAAGUCUUUGACAUGCUAUUUUGUGUAUAAAAUAAAAUGGCUUAACAGU